Messenger RNA from Haplochromis burtoni (Burton's mouthbrooder), 3572 nucleotides. RefSeq lists its product as uncharacterized. The coding region runs from base 121 to 1323 and encodes 400 amino acids. The record is from RefSeq and is a predicted model, not a curated record. Lineage: Eukaryota; Metazoa; Chordata; Actinopteri; Cichliformes; Cichlidae. The transcript has 9 exons.
GCCACCAGCUGCCUAGUAUACUGCAAGUGCUAGCUGCAUACAUAUAAAGCAGACUUACAUGGAGAGACUACACAGGCUGAAGGACAUGUAUGCUACAAACACAGCAGCCCAAAGCCCGUCAUGCCUGCCGCCACAGAAAAGAACUCCAGGUGCUGGGAAAAAAGACCAGAAAUAUACCAUCCAGGUGCCAGUGGUGAAUUCACAUGCCAGAGAGUAAGAAGACAUCUUAUUUUAAAUAUGAAGAUGAUUUUGAUCUACAUCAUCAUCGCAACUCCAGCAAUGACCGCUGUGGCACAAGGGUCUUCAGAAUGCAAUCUAACUGAACCUGGACCCCAGACGUGUUUUGGAGUUUUAGGAGAACCACUCGUUUUUUACAUACCUACUAAACCACAUAUGAAGACAAGCUUGAAAAAGAGUACAGAUAACAUUUUAACCUUAAUAAAUGAUAAAUUAUUUGUUCUCAAUGAAAAAUACAAGAAUCGUACUACAGUCUCCACAAAUGGAACAUUGAAGCUCGAAAAAGCAACAAAACAUGACUCUGGAGAGUACAACAUGGAAACACACAGUUCUACUGACGGUGUGUUAUUGCACACAGUUAACAUCCAUCUACAUAUACUCGCUCCUGUGUCAGAACCAGCUGUAUCUCAGGUGUGUUUGUCACGCAAACAGAUGACAGUCAGCUGCUCCUCUGAAGGAGAUGAAGCAGAAUUAAUUUUGUCUGUGGACAAUAAGACAAAAUUACAGCCUACAGCCAACGGUAAAGAAAACAACAACAUUUCAAAUGUCACCAUCAACUUACCUGGUCAGCUGAUGGGAAACCUGACAUGUGUUGCUCAAAACAUUGUCAGCAGAGAACAAACAAUCAUCCACCUUACAAGCUGUGCAGCUCUUGUGUCAAAACCUGCUGUAUCUCAGGUUUGUUUGUCACCAGAACAAAAGACAGUCAAUUUUUCCUCUGAAGGAGAUGAAGUAGAGUUCAUCUUGCUUUUAGAUGAUAACCUGUUGAUAAAAACCCAACCCAAGAUUGCAGAAAACCACAGCAUUUCAAAUGUUACCAUCAGCUUACAUGGUGAACUGAUGGGAAAGCUGAUGUGUAUCGUCCAAAACAAUAUAAGCAGAGAACAAACCAUCAUCCACCUUAUAAGAUGUGCAGGUACAAAUUCUCCAGUUUCUGUGGUGAUUGUGGUUGUACUAACAAGUGUUGCCGCUCUACUUCUCACUUUACUUUUUACUGUUAAUAAAGAUGUUGCUGUAAAUAACAUUUUUUACUCCAAAAUUGUAUAUGAAGAAAACAUCACUCACACAAAGGUCACAGCCAGAUAAGGGAGUCAGUCUGAGGGCUUUCUUAUUUGGAGGAAACAGUGCGAACUAAUUUUUGCCUCAUAACUUUUGCACUGUCCACUUCCUGCUGUGACAAAACAAAUUUCCCACGUGUGGGACUAAUAAAGGUUAUCUUAUCUUAUCUUAUCUUAUGAACCACCACGCCACCAUGCUGCCUCUGCUCAUACAUUAUUACUUAUUUACAAGUAGAUAAUCUGCACAUUUAUAAUUUUUAUUCUUUUUAAUAAUGUUUUACAGUUCUGCUUGGUAGUGUAUGUUUUGAUGUGUAUGAUAAAAUAUAGAUCAUAUGAGAUAUCCUUGGAUAUUAAAACAAGGCUCUGGUCAGCAGUGUUGGUGCUUUGCCUACAUUGUGUUUUGUUUAGAAAAUGUGAGCCGUGCCUCAAGCAUCAUAGCUACUCUUCACAAUGUGACCUUAGAAACCACAAACUAUAUCCUGUUUUCACUGAGCUGCUAAACCACCACUGCUGUAGCUGCACAGAGGUCAGUGUGCAACUACAGAAUCGGUAUCAUGCAUAACAAUGGCUUGUUUGUUCAUUAUUACAAAUCAUAGUAGAUGAUCCAUAAUAAUAAAUGCUCACUCAUUCUUAUGAAGCAACAAUAAGAAAAACAUGAAGGGCACACGAGGCAGCUGGCAAUGAAUUUACACAUUAUCCUGUUUCAUUGUGGAAAGAACUCUAAUUGACUAAGUAACAUUUUAAUUAAAAUAUUUUAUGUGACACAAAUGCAGCAGUGAUAAGAAUGUUUGUUGGUUGUUUUAUCCAUAAAAGUUAUUACAACAAAAGCAAGCAUAACAGAUAAGAGAAAUAAUGCUGCAUUUUACUUAAUACACAAGUUGAUUUUUUCUUUCUUUUUUACAUUUUCUUUAUUUGUAUUACUUUAUCAUUAUCAAUUGGUCUGUGACAAUCUGUAAUGUUGGCUAGUAUAGGGAAAGAACAGUGCAAGACAAGACGAAGCUUGAUUUGCAUUUAAUGCAGUGAUCAGCACUGACCACAUGAUGGGGCCAAAAGCAUUUCUAUUAACUAACAGUGUGAAAGUUUCAUAUUAGAUACAAACAGUAAUGAUCAACUGACAGUGUGUUUUACAUUUGCCUGUUUUUUCCAUCUUUAGUGCAACAUGACCUUAAAUACAUUUGGGUAAAGUGUGCUUUUCCUGUAAAAAAUAUAUAUUCCAGUUGAUAACUAUUUUUUUAAAGGCUUAAAUGGCAUCAACCAUCAGUGACAGCUCUUCAUGUCAGUUUUUUUUUUUCCAGUGGAGUAAAAUAUUUACCACAUUUUUUUUCUUUCAAGCUUCAUGAAGGAAAACUGUCAUCUGUCACUUGUCGGGUUGAAGGAAGUAACUGAGAAAGAAAAUGGACAGGACGGCAGAGUUUAAUGGGUGAAAAUUUAGCGUACAUAAUUUCUUCAAACUCACUCUCACAUCAUUAUUUACACCACAGAACACUACAGUUGAAACCACAUCCUUUUAUUCCCCAGAUGUUAAGUCAUCUUGUCUAUAUUGAGCCUGCACUCUUUUGUUAGUUGUUCAUUUCUUUGUUUUGUCCAGGUUUUCUUAAUAUAGUUUUUCAUUUUCUUCAAUACACGUACAUUUUCUCACUUCUCAUGAAUAUCAGAGUAUCCCUCAGUACUUUUCUGUUUUUUCAUGUGUUUAAAUGUAAAAUACAAUUUACAAAACUAUUAUAUUUCAUUCACACUCAUCUGUACAUUCCAUGAAGUGACCUAGUCUGCAAAAAAUCAGCAUCUCCCUUAAAUUCUUUGUACCUGUUGAUUGAUAAUUCAACAUAUCUGCCAUGGAAAAGGAUUAGAAGAUUGAAUUAGAAGAUUUUUAUUUACUUUUUACAAAGACAUUUUCUGAGGAUAAGCAAAACAUUGCAAUGCAUUGGGGGGUUUCUCAUUCUCUCUAACGUCCAGUAUCAUUUCUACCAGCUUCCACUGGCUGAGACAGAGGUGAAGGAUGGGUUUUUGUCACUUCUCAAGCUUCCACUGAUUCAAGAUGGGCUAAUUGGACUGUAGCUUAUAGGAAAAAACAAAACAAGCCAACAAAUAAGCAAAAAAACAAGAGAAGACAAGCCCCCAGACAAGCUCCUGCUCUGUAGGACGUGACAAAACACUUUACCAUAUACAGAUGACAUGCACAUUAAUAUAACCAAGCAUGAGUGAGAGCAAAGUGAAAUAUGAAAACAGUGCUGAAGGAGAAAAAAUAAUCAAAAAUGCAAAAAUUAAAUAAUAAUGUAA